Molecule: messenger RNA, 671 nt
Organism: Hyposmocoma kahamanoa
Lineage: Eukaryota; Metazoa; Arthropoda; Insecta; Lepidoptera; Cosmopterigidae
Product: protein lethal(2)essential for life-like
Exons: 1
Coding region: 105-671 (188 amino acids)
Biological process (GO): protein refolding; response to heat
Molecular function (GO): protein folding chaperone
Source: RefSeq, a predicted model, not a curated record
UGUAUUGCGAGCGCACCGAGUCAGAGCGACGAGCAAAUUUCCAAGCGAAUUUCGGAGCGAUUUAACCAUAUUCUAACGCGGUUUUCUUGUUAAUUCAUUGAAGAAUGGCGUUAUUACCAUAUUGGUUCGACGACAUUCGCCCUAAGCGUAUCCGUAACCAGCUUUUUGGCAUGGACAUUUCACCGGAAGAUUUUUUGACGGAUGUACUUGAGCCCCCGACUCUACAGAUCCGCCGUUACAUUCGUCCUUGGAAAAAUCUGUCUGCAGUUGCAAAAGAUUUUGGAUCGUCAAUCAAGAGUGACAAAAAUAAGUUCCAAGUGAAUUUGGAUGUACAGCAUUUCAGUCCGGAAGAGAUCUCUGUGAAAACAUCAGACAGAUACAUUAUUGUAGAAGGGAAACACGAAGAAAAGAAGGACGAACACGGAUUUGUAUCGCGACAGUUUACAAGAAAAUAUCUCUUGCCAGAAGAUUGCAAUGCUGACACAGUCGAGUCUAAACUUUCUUCUGAUGGUGUUUUAACAGUUACGGCUUCUAAAUUCAGUAGUUUGAAGGACGAGAGGGCAAUUCCUAUAACUCAUACAGGACCUGUGAGAAGAAAAGUAGCAGACGAAGAACAAAAUGGUGAAGCAAUUGAAGAGGAAAAGACUCCACAGAAAAAACGUAGGCGUUAG